AUGGACAAUUCCAGGGUUGAUGACAUGUUUUCCGACACAUGCAAGGUGAAAUUAGUAGAAGUAGUCUACGAAGUUUAUGGAAAACUCAUUCAACUUAAACAUGGGGAUGUCCAACUGGAUGUAGCUAACACUUCUGCCGAAGAAGCCGAUGAAGGUUCAGAAAAUAUCAAAGAUUGCAUGAAAAAAAAACUAGUUGCAAAAUUGGAAGAGAAAGCACUUGAUCAACUACACAUUUUCACAUCUAACAUGAACAAAGUAAUAAACAAUUACUACAGAAAAAACUCGAGGAAUAUUUAA
Diabrotica virgifera virgifera (western corn rootworm) is the source of this 297-nucleotide messenger RNA. RefSeq names its product translationally-controlled tumor protein homolog. Bases 1 to 297 code for a protein of 98 amino acids. The transcript has a single exon. The record is from RefSeq and is a predicted model, not a curated record. Lineage: Eukaryota; Metazoa; Arthropoda; Insecta; Coleoptera; Chrysomelidae.